Messenger RNA from Eubalaena glacialis (North Atlantic right whale), 616 nucleotides. It is a transcript of the gene RPL34, whose product is annotated as ribosomal protein L34. NCBI's taxonomy places the organism in Eukaryota, Metazoa, Chordata, Mammalia, Artiodactyla, Balaenidae. The record is from RefSeq and is a predicted model, not a curated record. The coding region runs from base 211 to 564 and encodes 117 amino acids. Gene Ontology annotation, molecular function: structural constituent of ribosome. Gene Ontology annotation, cellular component: ribosome. Gene Ontology annotation, biological process: translation. The transcript has 5 exons.
GGCUUUGGCUCCCCUCCUCCAGGAAGCCCCCUGAUUAAGCCAACCCAGGCAGCUAAAGCAUCUUCUUUCUCCCUCCACCUCUGAGCUCUGGGCUGAGACAUUCUACUCUUUGUGGUUUGAUUCAGUCUUCCCGGUUCAUCCUCAUGUAAAUCAUCAGCUGUGGUUUUAAAACAUGGAAUCCUUUUCAUAAGAUACCUUAAGGCAUUCAGGAUGGUUCAGCGUUUGACAUACCGUCGUAGGCUGUCCUACAAUACAGCCUCUAACAAAACCAGGCUGUCCCGAACCCCUGGUAAUAGAAUUGUUUACCUUUAUACCAAGAAAGUUGGGAAAGCACCAAAAUCUGCAUGUGGCGUGUGCCCAGGCCGACUUCGAGGAGUUCGUGCUGUGAGACCUAAAGUUCUUAUGAGGUUGUCUAAAACGAAAAAACAUGUUAGCCGGGCCUAUGGUGGUUCCAUGUGUGCUAAAUGUGUCCGUGACAGGAUCAAGCGUGCUUUCCUCAUUGAGGAGCAGAAAAUCGUUGUGAAAGUGUUGAAAGCACAAGCGCAGAGUCAGAAAGCUAAAUAAAAAAAUGAAGCUUCUUUGAGUAAUAAAAAAAUCAAAAAGCCUUGUUCUGUUA